AUGGCCCUCCUCCGCCCCGCCAUUCUAGUCGUCUCCGACACCGCGGCCUCGGACCCGUCCACGGACAAAGCAAUCCCCACGCUCAGCGACGUGCUCGCCCAGGACGGAGCUGGGAAGUGGACCGACCCGUUAACAGCGAUCGUAAAGGACGACGUGCUCGAGAUCCAGAGGGCUGUCCGCUCCUGGACGGACACGGAGAAUGAUAGUACGGUCAACCUGGUCAUCACGACCGGCGGCACCGGCUUCGCCAGGCGAGAUUUCACCCCCGAGGCGAUCGCGCCUCUCCUGCACAGACAAGCUCCGGGGAUCGUGCACGCCAUGCUGGCGGCCUCGUUCCAAGUGACGCCCUUUGCGAUGAUGGCUCGACCCGUCGCGGGCGUACGCAACAAAUCGAUUGUCAUCACCCUGCCGGGAAGUCCCAAGGGGGCCAAGGAGAAUUUGCAAGCAGUGGUGAAGCUCUUGCCGCAUGCGUGCUUUCAGGCUGCGGGGGAGGACUCGCGGGCUGCGCAUUCAGGUGGGCUGAAGAAGCUGGAGAGGGAGGCCGGUGUUGAUUCCUCAUCUUCGGCAGGGAAUGGUGCUCCUCUGCCAGGCGGAGCUUCUACGGACAAUAAUUCCCAUUCACAUUCACACUCACAUUCACAUCAACAUGACCACAGUCACAGUCACGACCACGACCACAGCCAUUCGCAUGGCCAUGGCCACAGAAUCCCAAAGGCUCACACCACCCUCGAAGAACGACCACACCUCCAAUCCAAUGACCCCCGUCUCGGUGCCAGCAAGCGGUACCGCUCGUCACCCUACCCGAUGCUCAGCGUGGCGGAAGCCGUGUCGGUGAUUUUGGAGAAUACGCCCUGCCCCAAAGUCGAAGUGCGAGAUCUUUCACCCGACCUGGUAGGCUACGUGGUCGCCGAGGACAUCUACGCCAAGGAAGCCGUGCCGGCGUACCGAGCGAGCUUGGUGGACGGAUACGCCGUGAUCGUGGGGGACAAACGCGGCGCGGAUGUAGUACCGGUCGCCAAUGCGCAAUCUGUAUCUGGCACUGGCACCAAAGGCACCUUCCCCGUCGCCUCGGUGUCCCACGCCCAAGCCACAUCCCUCCCACCCCCUCUGCAGCCCGGCCAAAUCGCGCGCAUCACCACGGGCGCCCCGCUCCCCGAAAACGCCAACGCAGUAGUCAUGGUGGAAGACACCGUGAUCGCGACCCUCAGCCCCGACGGGCUCGAAGAGUCGACAGUCGAGAUCCUGACAGACAAGAUCGUCCCGGGCGAAAACAUCCGCGAACCGGGCUCAGACGUGCAACUCAACGACCUCGUCCUCGUAAAGGGCACCCAAUUGACGGCCCUGGGAGGCGAGAUCGGCGUCCUCGCGGCUUGCGGCACGCGCAAGGUGCCCGUCUACCGCAAACCGCGCGUCGGCGUGCUCUCCACGGGCGACGAAGUCACGGACAUAACACACCCGGGCCCGCUCACGGGCGGGAUGAUCCGCGACAGUAAUCGACCCGCACUGCUGAGUGUACUCCGCGGAUGGGGCCUGUGCGAGGAAGUCGUGGACCUGCACGUCGCGCGCGACACGCCCGCUUCGGAACUGGAGCUCAAGCUGCGUGACGCGUUCCGACUACGCGGUGUCGACGUGGUGGUCACGACGGGCGGCGUGAGCAUGGGCGAGCUCGACCUGCUGAAGCCGACGAUCGAGCGCGCCCUAGGCGGGACCGUCCAUUUCGGGCGAGUCAGCAUGAAGCCGGGGAAACCGACAACGUUUGCGAGCGUGGAGAUUAAGAAUGGCGAUCUUGGUUCGGGCACCGCUGGCACCGCUGGUGCCGCCACACCCGCCUCAAGCGAGCCCAACGGUGACUCCCGCCGCCGUCACCUCAUCUUCGGCCUCCCCGGCAACCCCGCCAGCGCCCUCGUCACAGCCAACCUCUUCCUCCUCCCCUGUCUACAAAAACUCGUCGGCAUCCCCUCUCCGACGGGCCUCCCUCGCGUGGUAGUCCGCGCGGCAGGGAAAUUGCGGUGCGACCCCGCGCGCACGGAAUACCAUCGCGCCGUCGUCUCGGACGACGGACACGGCCGGCUCGUCGCGCGGAGUACGGGCAUGCAGCGGAGUUCACGGGUCGGGAGCGUCGCCAGCGCGAAUGCCCUGCUCGUUAUGCCUAGUAGGGAGGGCUUCGUUGAGGAGGGGGCCGAGUGUGAGGCUUUGAUGAUGGGGUUGGUUAGGGGGUUUUGA
Molecule: messenger RNA, 2223 nt
Organism: Cladophialophora yegresii CBS 114405
Lineage: Eukaryota; Fungi; Ascomycota; Eurotiomycetes; Chaetothyriales; Herpotrichiellaceae
Product: molybdopterin molybdotransferase
Exons: 1
Coding region: 1-2223 (740 amino acids)
Biological process (GO): molybdenum incorporation into molybdenum-molybdopterin complex; Mo-molybdopterin cofactor biosynthetic process
Cellular component (GO): cytoplasm; cytosol
Molecular function (GO): molybdopterin molybdotransferase activity
Source: RefSeq, a predicted model, not a curated record